AACUGUGACCCAAGACGAUACGAGAUUAUUUUAAGUCAGUUAUAGUCAGUGGCUUUCGAAAAUGAAGUUGCUUCGACUUUUCUCUUGUUGUUUGAUUUUUUUCACAAGUGCGAACAGCUUACCAGUGGGACUUUUGUACAACCAUAAUGUGCCAGAAGCAUUCAAAUUACCACAAGAAAAUGAUGUCUCGAGUCCGGAAAUUAAACUCAAAGUGCCCGUGGUUUUUUACGGAACGAAAUUCAACUCGAUUUUUGUCAAUUCAAACGGCUUCGUUUCCUUCCAAACCGAAAUCCCCAACUUCUUUAACAUCGAGUUUCCCCUCGACUACCCACUCAUCGCCCCCUUUUACACCAACGUGGACACCCGAAGCACCGGAACAAUCUCUUACUACGAAACCGGCGACCCCUCUCUCAUACGCCGAGCCACGGAAAACGUCCGUGAAUACUUCUCCGACCAGGAAAAUUUCCAAGCCAAAAGUUUAUUUAUCGUAACUUGGUUCCGUGUUGGUUAUUUCAACAGAGGCAGCGACAAAACCAACACUUAUCAACUAGUGAUCAUCACCGACGGCGCCAAGUCAUUCGUUGAACUCCUCUACCCCAAAGAGGGUAUCCAAUGGAUCCAAGGCACCGGAGACGAGUCCGGUCUCCCGGACGCCCGCGCCCAAGCCGGGUUUAUCUCCGCCGAAGGCAAAAUGUACACGCUUCCGGGCUCCGGGACUGAGCAAGUCCGGAAUUUGGAAGUGUGGUCGAAUAUUGAUCUACCGGGUCAGUUCAUAUACAGGGUUGAUGGAAACGAUGUAGUAGGACCCGAUUUGAUUAUCGACGACUUGAAGAGUGAUGAGAAUCCGCAGACGUGUGCUGAAGCUACGACUUAUUGUCACGUCCAGGCGAAUUGUCUUGACUAUGAGGAAGGGUUCUGUUGCCAGUGCAAGAAGCAGUACUACGGGAAUGGGAGGUUUUGUGUAAAGAAAGACGUUCCCCUAAGAGUCAAUGGGAAAAUCAACGGUAAAAUAAACGGUGAAAGACUAGAAAACCUAGAUUUGCAAUCAUACAUUGUCAUGGUCGAUGGCCGUGCCUACACUGCAAUAAGCAAAAUCCCCGAAUCUAUCGGUUUUGACAUCCAAUCGUUACAAAUUUUGGGUGGAGUCAUCGGUUACAUUUUUGCCAAACCAAUAAGAAACGCCCAAAAUGGGUAUCAAUUCACGGGAGGUGUUUUCAACCACACUGCAAUUCUCAAAUUCCUAAACACAAGUCAAACGGUUACUAUAAAACAGAAAUAUAUGGGUUUGGACGUUUUUGAUCAGUUGAGACUUGAGACUAACAUUCAGGGGGAUAUUCCGACUUUACCUUUUGAUUCAAAAGUAGAAAUCGAUGAAUAUCAAGAGCAAUAUACUUUGACGAGUCCUGGAGUAAUUCAAAUGUCAUCAACCCGAUUUUUUAAAUAUUUGAACGAAAAUAAAGAAGAAAUCACCGUUUCAUAUGACAUUGAACAGGUUUACACCUUUGAUUACUGCAAAUACGAGAAUGUUUCACUUGGGGAAACGUGGAAGCUUAAAGUUGGCAAAAACUUCAUCAGCUAUGAGAGCAAAGAGCAGAUCAUACGUUUCGGUUUGACUAACAAAAUCAUGCCUUUGGGCGAAAUCGACCCUUGUCAAGAUGGCCGGUCCCAAUGUACCCCCUUCAGUGCCUGUGUCGUAGACGGGGACAGUUUCCGGUGCGUUUGUAACCCCGGAUUCCAACAAAUGUUUGCCGGGAAUGAGACAAUCUGCGCCGACAUCGACGAAUGCCAAACCGGACUUCACAGCUGCGACCAAAACGCGGCUUGUGUGAACCAAGUCGGGUCUUACUCCUGCACUUGCAACCCAGGAUUCACCGGAAACGGGCAAGUGUGCGAAAACGAAUUCACCUGUCAUAAUGUCAUUUGCCCCCCGAAUUCCGAAUGUUUGGAGGGGGACAACGUCGCAGUAUGUCGAUGCAUGCCCGGAUUUAGCGGAGACGGGCAAGUGUGUACCCCUUUGGUCGACCGAAGUUGCCACACAGCCAACAAUUGUGACCCUUUUGCUGUUUGCACAAUCGACCCCAAAACCAAUAGUUACUACUGCGCGUGUUUGCCGGGGUACGAAGGAGACGGUUACAGCUGUAACAAGACUGAAGUACAAAAUGUUACCGAAGUUACCGUAGAGAAGGAGAUUCAGAGGUGUGUCUUGGGGGUGUGUUGGUGCCCCGAAGGGUACACUUUUGAGAAAGGUACUACCUACUGUAUUCCCAAGGAUGUGACGACUGUGUUACCACCAACUACACUAAUUCCGGAUAAUGUUACAUGUGACGUCUUAAAUAAUUGUGGCCCCAACGCUCAGUGUGUCUAUAGCUCCGACAAUGAAUCGUUCCUUUGUAAAUGUAACGAAGGUUACGAUGGUGAUGGUUACAAGUGUGAAUUUGUAACCGUUUCGUGUGCGCAGGAAUAUAAUUGUGGGCCUAAUGCGAAUUGUCACUAUGACGAAACAGUCGGAAAAUCGAAAUGCGUGUGCAAUCCGGGGUAUUUCGGAGAUGGAUUCAAUUGCACGAUUUCUGCCAUCUGCACUUCCAAUGCUGAUUGCACCCAAACCGAAGAGUGUCUCCUCUCCAGCUCCCAGCGCUAUGAAUGCAUCUGUAGGGAAGGCUACGUCCGCGAUUCCCAGCACCAAUGCAUUAAACCCAGCACUUGUGGAGGAGGAAUUUGCGUCGAAAACGCCGAGUGCCUCUACGACGACACUUAUCAACUCCACUAUUGUUCGUGCAAAAGCGGCUACAUGGGUGACGGUAUAACCGAAUGCAAGCCACGUCCCAUUGGUUGUAAUAUUGAUAACAAAUGCGGCCUACACGCCACCUGCGAGUAUGACCCUUCCACAUCCCUAUAUGAAUGUCAGUGUGAACGCGGUUACUACGGCGAUGGUUACGUGUGUUAUACCGAAAUCAACUGUCACAUCGAGCCAACUUUGUGCGACCCACAAGCGACAUGUGUUACAGAUUCGAACAGGAGGUAUAUUUGUCAGUGUAACACAGGUUACGUCGGGAAUGGAACUAUCUGCCAGAAGAAUCCCACCCAUGAAGGGAAUUUCCUACUGCUCAAUCAGGGAAUGUCAACUUUGAAAAUCCCAUUCGAGCCCACGAAGCAAAAUCCGGGAAAGCCGAUCCAAGUCAAGUAUUUCCAGACCGCUGUUGGUUUGGAUAUUGACUGCUACGAGGGACGGGUCUAUUGGGGUGAUAUAAGUGGGAGAGCUAUUAGGAGUUCUACCUACAACGGGAGUAACAAAAGCGACUUUAUCGUGGACGGGAUUGGGUCACCGGAAGGACUAGCCGUUGAUUGGAUCUCAAGAAAUAUUUAUUGGACGGAUUCAACCAAAGACACGGUCGAAGUUGCGAGUAUUGAAACGAGGCGAAGGCGAGUCCUGUUUGACUUCAAUCUGGUUAAUCCUAGAGGAAUCGCCAUCCAUCCGCAACGAGGUAAAAUCUUUUGGACCGAUUGGGACCGCAAGAACCCCAAAAUCGAAUGGGCAAAUGCCGAUGGUACUGGCCGUAGUAUUUUCCUCCAAGGCGAAUCAGUCUCUCUCCCCAAUUCCCUCACCAUUGACUACGACACUGAACAGUUAUGUUACGCCGACGCCGGAACGAAAAAGAUUGAAUGUAUCGAUAUUGACAGUAAAAUCAGACGUACAAUUGCCACCAACUGUACAUAUCCAUUCGGAAUAACAGUCACCGAUAAACACAUCUAUUGGUCGGAUUGGAUCACGAAGAAAAUUGAAAGAGCCGACAAAAAUACUUUGACACGUUUGCCACCACUACAGGUUCCUUUAGGUGGCAGUGGAAAUAAGUUGUUUGGGUUGGUAGCAGUCCCUCAGAGUUGUCCUCAAUUGACAAACGUGUGCCAAUAUUACAAAGACCAAUGCCCUGUCGAUCACAUUUGCCUCCCGAAUGGUGCAGGAAGUCGGACUUGUGUCUGUACUUACAAAGCCGACAGUUCUGAAACACCUUCUUGCAAAUUAUAAUUACGAUUAAUUAAGUUUGUAGUUUAGGUUUUUUUACAAUAAAAACUCUUUUCUAA
Tribolium madens (black flour beetle) is the source of this 4080-nucleotide messenger RNA. RefSeq names its product nidogen. NCBI's taxonomy places the organism in Eukaryota, Metazoa, Arthropoda, Insecta, Coleoptera, Tenebrionidae. The transcript is spliced from 8 exons. Gene Ontology annotation, molecular function: calcium ion binding. Gene Ontology annotation, biological process: cell-matrix adhesion. The coding region runs from base 62 to 4024 and encodes 1320 amino acids. The record is from RefSeq and is a predicted model, not a curated record.